Molecule: messenger RNA, 2773 nt
Organism: Thamnophis elegans (Western terrestrial garter snake)
Lineage: Eukaryota; Metazoa; Chordata; Lepidosauria; Squamata; Natricidae
Gene: NEDD1
Product: NEDD1 gamma-tubulin ring complex targeting factor
Exons: 15
Coding region: 188-2179 (663 amino acids)
Biological process (GO): microtubule nucleation; mitotic cell cycle
Cellular component (GO): ciliary basal body; spindle pole; pericentriolar material
Molecular function (GO): gamma-tubulin binding
Source: RefSeq, a predicted model, not a curated record
CGGUGGCUGUUGGGACGGUCUGCUAAGUUGUAAGAAGCGGGGAAAAGUCGAGCUCCGAGCGCUUUGGGUCGAGCGCGCUGGUUGUUUUGGGUUUGUGAAAGGACAACGCUGGAAGGGGGAAAAAAUGUCCGGACUGGCUAAAUAGACUGUUAUCCGGGGUGUCCCGGAGAAGCGGGAAGGUGUAGAGAUGCAGGAAGGCGUCCGUUUUGCUUCUUCAGGAGAUGACGAUGUUAAAAUAUGGGAUUCAUCUUCUAUAACUAUUGUGGACCAGUUUACUCCACAUGCAUCUUCUCACCCAGUUAAUUCAGUAUGCUGGGGUAGCAACAAUAACUUUUUGGUAACAACGUCAGCUGUUGGUGAUAAGAUAGUGAUUUCAAAUUGUAAAGGAAAACCAGUUCCACUCUUUGAACUAGCUGAAGGGGCAAAGCAAACAUGUAUAAGCUUGAGUUCGAAUUCAAUGUAUAUUGCAAGUGGAGGAAUUGAUAGCACUGUUAAUAUCUGGGAUUUAAAAUAUAGAAAACUUCACCGAUCUCUUAAGGAUCAUAGAGAGGAAAUAACUUGUGUGUCAUUCAAUUGGAAUGAUUGCUAUGUUGCUUCAGGAUCCUUGAGUGGUGAAAUUAUCCUGCAUAGUAUUGCUACAAAUUUAUCCAGCACUCCAUUUGGUCAUGGAAGCACGCAGCCCGUACGACAUUUGAAAUAUUCUCCCUUUAAAAAAGCAUUACUGGGUAGCGUCUCUGACAGUGGAACUGUAACCCUAUGGGAUGUCAACAGUCAAACUCCAUACCAUAACUUUGAAAAUGCUCAUAAAGCUCCAGCUUAUGAAAUCUGUUUUUCUCCCAUCAGUGAAUUGCUGCUUGUAACUGUAGGUCUAGAUAAAAGAAUAAUUCUCUAUGACACAGCAAGUAAAAGGCAGUUGAGAACUUUAGUAGCAGAAACUCCUCUAACUGCAGUAGAAUUCAUGCCCGAAGGAACUUCACUCACUAUUGGCUCUUCUCGUGGAAAAAUAUACCAUUAUGAUUUAAGAAAGCUGACAGCACCUGUGAAAUCAGUCAGUGCUCACAAAACGUCUGUGAAAUGCAUAACACUGCAGAAUUGUAACAGUUUUUCAAAGUCUAGUCAUAAAACAAGUUCAAGUAAGCAAACUUGCAAAAAAUCGGAUGUUAAAUUGACAAACAAUGCUGGAGGAAUUCAGAAUGUUGGUAUUUUAAAAAAUCUUACAUCUAAUGCACCUGCUACUUUCCUGCCCCAGUCCAUGCCAAGUAAUGAAGUUAAAGGAAGUGAUGCUAUUCCAGAUAAAUCAGGCUUGACACAGAGCAGCAGUUUGGAUGUAAUUCCUUCCAAAGAGAUGGACCAUGGGUAUACUUCUAAUUCAACUAAUUUUGAAGAUUUGGGAAGAAAUAGUUUGGGUGACCUAUUUUCUCCACUUCGAGAUGAUGUUGUGGCUUGUAAAGCAAAUGAAGAUGUUCCAGGAAAGAAUGAUGGUUUGGAUUUUCAGUCUUAUCUUUUAAGCAUGGAUUUUCUCUCUCAGUUUAAUACUGCUUUACCAGCAAAAAAAAAUCCAGCAGGAUCAAAUCCACAUAUUAUUCAUUCAAGUCCAUUUAAUGUAUUUGGUGGAUCCCCCAUUAAAGAGGAAGAUGAGCAUCCAGAUAUUGAUGCUAAAAAAAUAAAUCAUGGAAAACAAGAAUCCAGUGAGCACAUCAAGCAGUUGAACGCCUCGAACUCUGAUUCACCUCUGAGUACUCCACCUGUUGCCAAUUUAAUCAAGAGUCCUGAUUCCAGAGAAAGACUCAUUAAGAAUAUCCAGACACAACUUUUAUAUGAAUCACCAAUUAACGGUACUACCUCAACAAGUCCAAAGAUAACCUCCAAUAUUACUUCUGGAGUUGCUAGUACACUAUCAGAGAAAAUAGUAGAUACUAUUGGAAAUAGCCGAUUGAAUGCACCUUUAUCAUCAAUACAAAUUCAUUUCAUUCAGAAUAUGAUACAAGAAACUUUGGAUGAUUUCAGGGAAGCUUGUCAUCGUGACAUUAUAAAUUUGCAAGUAGAAAUGAUCAAACAGUUUCAUGUUCAGUUGAAUGAAAUGCAUGCCCUACUUGAAAGAUACUCUAUAAAUGACAGUUUAGUAGCUGAAAUUGAAAGAUUGCGUGAAGAAAAUAAAAGACUUCAAACCCACUUCUGACAGAUUCCUAUUCAUGUGAAGAAAAUAAUUUGAUAUUUUUGUUCCAAGUGGCUAAGACAUCAUGAUGUCAUCUGAUAAUUUCUGAAGUAGAGUGUAAAUUCAAUAUUUCUUUCAGUACCAAAUAUUUUUAAUUGUAGAAAAGCAAUAGAUACUGACUUAAUACAGAAAAUGCACUUACAUUUGUAUCAAAGUGUUUCUAUGGUAAAGAAGUCAGAUGAAAAUUGAGACUAACAGGAUUAUUAACCGAUUCCCUAUCUGUGUAUAAAGUGCCUUUAUAAAAAAGGAAACUAAAUAGAAAAUGUAUUUUGUAUAACAAUUCAUCAACCUUCUUUGCCUUGUGUGGUGUUGAUGGAACUUUCUCCUUUUAGACUGAAAAAAAAUGCAAGUGCCUGACUUUUGAUUUUUAUAUUGUACGUGCUCUUUAAAAGCCCAUAUCUUUCCUACGAUGGUUACUUUGUAAGUGUAGAAUACAACUCUAAUAUGUAACUCAAUUGUAAACAAAAUACCCUCAGUUUUCUAUAUAAUUUCAAAAUACAGUUUGAAUAAACAAUAUGUGUAGUCUUGUCUAAACAUAUUUGACCCAAUAGUAUUACU